Neolamprologus brichardi is the source of this 858-nucleotide messenger RNA. Lineage: Eukaryota; Metazoa; Chordata; Actinopteri; Cichliformes; Cichlidae. The record is from RefSeq and is a predicted model, not a curated record.
AUGUAUUUUUCCAAAGCAUUAUGGAAGACAGUAUAUAAUACAUGCAUACCCUAUCUAGGGCCUAUUUAUGGAGGGCUGAGGGAAGGAACAUCCAUCUAUAUCCAGGGGACCAUUCCCAAGCACAUCACCAGGUUCUUUAUCAACCUGAUUUGUGGAGAAUCUGAAUCCAGCGACAUUGCCCUACACUUCAACCCUCGAUUUGAUGGCAGGGACAAGGUGGUCUUCAACACCUGUCAGAAUGGAUCCUGGGGGUCAGAGGACAAGAUUCACAAAAUGCCUUUUAGAAAGGGAGAGCAUUUUGAAAUGGUCAUCAUCGUUACUUUGCAGGGCUACCAGAUAAAAGUAAAUGGGAAUGAUUUCCAUACUUUUCAACACCGCAUCCCUAUGGAGCAAGUUCGUGGGCUGCAGAUUGCAGGAGAUGUUUCCAUCCAGGGAGGUUACCCAGGUGGCAUAGGAGGAGGAAUGGGACCAGGAGGAUAUCCAGGAGGUGACGUGGGGGAUGGAUAUCCAGGAGGCAUGGGAGGUGGAAUGGGGGGCACCUUUCCAGGCUCAAAUCUGCCGGGUAUGAGUGGGCAGCCAGUCUACAACCCUCCUGUGCCCUACUCCAACAUCAUCCCAGGAGGGAUGUUCCCUAAGAGGACCAUCGUCAUCAGAGGCAUGAUUCCCUAUGGAGCACACAAAUUAAGCAUCAACUUUUUGGUGAGCAGAUCUCGAGACAUCGCUUUCCACAUCAAUCCCAGAGUCAAGGAAGGAAUUGUUGUAAGAAACAGUAUGAUUGGAGGAAACUGGGGCCAGGAGGAGAGAGAAAUGAGCAUGAAUCCAUUUAUGGAGGGCCAGUACUUUGAUGUAUUAACAUAA